Aureobasidium vineae is the source of this 279-nucleotide messenger RNA. The record is from the annotation of a GenBank genome assembly. Lineage: Eukaryota; Fungi; Ascomycota; Dothideomycetes; Dothideales; Saccotheciaceae.
AUGCUCGAGAGUGGUCUGACUAGAGCCAGCUUCCGUUUUGUGGACCACCACGAGUACUUCGCACACAAUUUCUCCCACGCUCGUGCUCAAGCCGUCUCGGCCUACGAUGGUCAGGUCGAGUUUACAGCUAUACUCAAGAGCAUGAUGAACUUCAACAUUUGUUUUUUCUUCGUUGAAGUUCGUGCCCUCGCCAGCGCCUUUGGCAAUGUUCGCUCAUUCGCGUACAUCGAUUCAAAGGGCUUCCGGGCCCUCGCUUCCGUGCCGAAUACUUCUCUGUGA